AUGGCUCGCCGUUAUGAUAGUCGUACAACUAUUUUCUCCCCUGAAGGACGUCUUUAUCAGGUAAAAUGAAGCUAGAUAGUUUAUUCACUGCCAUUAUUUAACAUAAAAAAAAAAUAAUUGAAGAAUAGAUGAUCAAGUGAAGGAAUAGGCAGAGAAAUAACAAUACACGGGAAAGAGUCAACCCCAACGAGUUGACGGGUACCCGGAAAUAUGGCAAAUUCACAGGAGACGAGAGGGGAUAUUUUCAUGAAAGGCUUCAAACGGAAGAGCAUUCAACUUUUUACGCAGAGUUUCUGGGGUAACGUUAAAAUCUAAAUAAGAAGUUAGUUUAUUCCAAAGAGGAAUAGUUCUAGAAAAAAAGUCAUUAGAAAACUGACCAGUAGUCCGUAGUCGAAGUGGAUUCCUCUGUAAAAAGGAUAAAGAGAAGAAUUUAUUACGUUCGAGAAAAUGAUCACAGCCACAGAUGAAGUUAUUUUAUAUAUUUUUUCGCGUAUGUCUGGAAGUCCUUAGCUGUGGAAAUUUUUUCGCCCCUUUUCACGAAUUUCGUUCAGGUCGAGUAUGCCAUGGAAGCUAUCAGCCAUGCGGGAACAUGCCUUGGGAUUCUAGCUUCUGACGGUAUCUUGAUUGCUGCUGAGAAGCGCAACGUCCACAAACUCCUCGAUGACUCGGUUUGUGCUCAUAUCUGUUUUGUCUAUCAUAGUAAAAAAAAAUUUUUUGAAAGUUAAUAGGUUUUUAAGAAAGGUUUCGAUAGUUUUCAACAGUUUCAAACUUAUGAAUUUCAGAAAUUCAAUUAUUAAGAGUUCGUGGUUUUUAUUCAUAUUUUACCGCAUUUUCAGAUUCUCGCUGAGAAAAUCUACCGCCUGUCUGACAAUAUCGCAUGCACUGUAGCUGGAAUCACAGCCGAUGCGAACAUUCUCAUCAAUCAUCUCCGAUGGUUACAAUCGUUAUUAUUUAGUCGAAAGAAUUCGCUAGGUCCCUUGAAGUUGAUAGGAAUAUUUUGGACUGGAAAUUAAUAAAUUCAUAUGAACGACUCGCGGGUAUAUGAGAGAAGCUUGUGAUAAUAGAUACAGACAAAAUGACCGUCAAGAAAAUAACUGUUUACCAAAAAACUUGGCCAAAUUGAACGGUCUUCUAAGAUACAUUCAAAUUUAAAGCAAGUAAAUUUUUGAAUCGGAAUGUUUAAAUUUCACUUUUUUUUUCUCGGCUAUCUUAAGGCUCUGUUGUCUGAGGCUAUUGUGGGAUUCUCAUUAUUGUGGCUGUUAUAGAGGUUAUUCUUUCAUAUACCCUGCCUCCGGACCACUUUUUGACUACACGAUAAGCCGCUGUAAAAGUCUUAUAUGAAAAAAAGAACAUCGGUUUUAAGGUGGGCGGCCAACUAUCGUCUCUCCUAUGGUGAGGAAAUGCCAGUAGAACAGUUGGUACAGAACCUUUGCAAUGAAAAGCAGCGCUACACGCAGAUUGGAGGCAUGUGUUUUUCUCAUUUUUGCUCUUGUAAACGAUUGGAAUUAGGAAAACGCCCGUUCGGUGUUUCUCUGCUCUACGUGGGAUGGGACAAGCACUACGGAUUCCAACUUUACCAAUCGGAUCCUUCUGGAAACUACACCGGCUGGAAGGCUACCUGCAUCGGAAACAAUCAUCAGGUGCGUAAAGUCACAUGUAUUUUCGAAGUUCUUCUUUUUUUUCAAGGCUGCCGUUUCUCUUCUCAAGCAAGAAUACAAGACGCCGACACUGGAAGAAGCCAAAAAACUGGCCGUCAAAGUUCUGUGGAAAACGUUGGACGUGAAGUUAGCUCCAGAAAAAGGUUCGAGUUUUUAUUGUGUUCAAAAUUUCCUGAUUCUCCAAUCACCUUUUUCUUCGAAAAAUAAGGAAAACACCCUUUGGAGUAUAGCUACUCUGUGAAAAGGAUUUAAACUAGAUAUUCCAGUUUUUUGCGAUCAGAAUUGAAAUUUUCGAGAUUUGGGAGUACACUAGAGCAAGUUUGCAAAAGAAGUAAUGAUGAACUUACAACUAAAUAUAGUUAAAACGCGUUGAAAACUGCUAAAUGCCGAACCAAACCACGUUAACUACUCAGUUUUUUGUAUAUGUAUAAUGGAAGAUUUAUUUCAAGCCAUUUUCGUUGAAAAAAAUAUCAUAUAUUAUUACUGUUCAAUUACAGUUGAAAUGGCUGUGCUGACGCGUCGCGAUGGAAAGACAGUUCUGGAGGAUUUGGCGCAUUCCGAAGUGGAAACUCUCAUCAAGGAGCACGAGAAGAAGGAGAAGGAAGCGGAGAGCGCCGAGAAGAAGUAAAAGUGCACUUCCACCUUUUAUUCUCAUGUGUUCAAGUUAUUUAUUUUAAUUGAGUGGUUUUCAUCCCCUUUUUCUGUUAAACCUUACCGGUGGCCGCUUUCUCAUAUUUGGACUGUUUCUCAAUAAACUUAUUAAAUAAAGCAAAAAUUACUUACUAUGAAUUGUUACCAAACAAAAACUAUUUUCAAAAAAACUACAAAGUUAUUUUUCUUAUAUUUUUGAAGGAAAAUGUCUAUUUUGUCUCCAAAUGAGCUUUCAUUCCUGCGACUGCUCGAGCGAACAAAACGCCUUGCCCGUGAUGCCAUGCAAGAGAACUUGUGGAAGGUUUGCACCCUCAAACACAGCUCGUGAACCUUGUCUCUGGUGUUCAAAGUUGAAUUUUGAAACAACUAUGAGACCUUUUUACUGUAUUAAUUUGCAACUGGAACAUGUUGUAAAAUCGGAUUCACAACAAAAAAAAAGCGGAUAUUAUAAUAGACCUAGUACAUACUGAGAAAAGCUGGAAUGGGUCUUAUAGGAAGAAAAAAGACCCAUAGGGAGGUAUAGCCCAUUCCGCGCGAGCUUGUCACUUUUUUAUACCGUAUACAAAAUCAGAUCAAAAUUGAGCAUCUUCGCUUCGAGACCUUUGUUUUUUUCUAUCUUUUCAGCAGUUGUGUAAAGCAAAAGUUUGUAUUUACGGCAACUUGUUCUUUUCUGUUUUUUUGAAACGUGAUCGUUUCGCUCGGAACGUACUAUAUAGAUCCCCGUUUGCGACACCAAUAUGGUCAUCUAGGGCCCACUAUAGGGUUUUUGCAGAAAGUGGAUAGAAAGUCUGGAAGAGAACACUUUAGUUUUCUCAGGAUUAAACUUUUCCAACAUAUGAUGAAUAAAUGACGCAUAGGAAGACAGAAAUUUUACAUUUUUUAUUGAUUCAGUAACUCGUAAAAAAUGAAAGAAUCAUCAAAAAAGAUGAUUUAACCGCUUUUAUAAUUUUAAAAAACGAGGCAAAAAACGCGUUGCGCCCUCCCUAACGAUUUUAGGCCUGCAAAGUGAAUUUCCCUAAACGACAAAGUGGUUUCCGACAGGAAAUCCUUCAAGUUUCAUCUUUCAGGAGGUCCUAAUACACUCCCUUCAGGGCUCACUAAAUAUCAAACUCCUUUUCGGACCCACUUUAGCUUUUCCCAGUAUCUUGGAAUUUAACCUCACUGAGGAUUUGAAGCAGACCUUAACCCGAGAAAUAUUUCAGGUCUCAGCAGCAGUCGGUUAUUUGCAAAACCUGAUCAGUCGUAUGCAGGAUGAAAAAGAGUUGGUUGAUCGGUCCGUAGUUCAAUAUACUUUUUGUCUAGCUCUCAUUCGAAGGAAGUCCUGUUGCAGUACCGCCGAGAAGUCAAUCAAUUGAGCUUGUUGGUCGAGGCUGAGAAAAAUGUCAGUCGCCAAAUAUCCUCUCAUCGCUCGAUUUAUGUUACAGUCCCAGCUGGAAGUCAAGCUCAACGCCGUCGAGAAAAUUCCGCGUCUAUUUCCAGAAGUCGAAGUGAAUGUGAAAAUACAAGAAAGUAAGACUGAGUCUGAGUUCUACGCAAUUAUUUAAUUUUUAACAGAAUCUCCAGCCGUCGCAGAAGAAGUUCUCGAAUCGGGCGCCGGAGUUCGCGCCAGAAGCCGAGCGCUUUAUCGCGCCGAUUUGCGACAAGCCCUUCUUGGAACUGCCGCAAAAGCCUUUGACCGUAAUCGUUUCUUCCAAUAAUUAGGCUAUCAUGAUUGCAAAAUUUAUCGUUUCAAGUUUUUCUAACCAUGGUAAGAAGUUUGGGUAGUUUAUACAAAUUCGCUCUAGUAUCCGAAAGUUUAGAUUAAAAUCGUUUAUUUUUGCUACAUAAGCGAGUUCCUUAUUUUCAUGAGAUUCAAAUAUACCGUCAGAAAAAAAGAAGAGCUUCACAAGAAAUACACAGGCUUUGAAAAUGUCUCUUUUAAACAGGGGAAACUCCAUCAAUCAAACAUUUGAUCUAAAUAAGGAUUUUGUUUUUUUCCGAAUAGACUCAUGUUAACUUCAGAAGACGAGAUCGAGCGGCGGGAAGAGUUUAGAGAGUCUGAACUCGCUGAAGAACUGCUGACAAUGACCAAAAGAUUGAAGUCUACCAUGAGCGCAGCAAACGCUGUCAUCAAAGACGACAACAAGGUUCAAAGACUUUUUUUUGGAGUCGGUAGCUAUAUUUUGUGCUUUCAGAGGCUGGCUAAAAUGCAGAACCAGGUAGAAGCCAACAGAGAAAACUUGGAGGUUCCUCUCUUGAUUGGUCAAACAAUCAAAUAAUGGAAUGUUUUGAGGUGGAAAGCACGCGAGUAGCUCAUCACGCCUACAAGUGCGGUUUCGACUGCAUGCUCAUUUUCAUCGCGUUGUUCGUCUUCUGGAGCUUCCUCGUGAUGGUCGUCGUCAUGAGGGUUUUUCCCAAAAGGACGUUUUCUUGAACGAGAAACUAUGUAAAUACACAAUUCUUUUCAUUAGUGAUAAUAAUACUUACUGGGUGGAACUUUCGGGUUAAUAAAAUUAAGAUAACGUAAUAACAUAAUUUGAAACUUUUUAUGAAAUCAAACAACGGUGCCCCUGCAGACGCUUUCAGCCUUUUUCAUACUAGAUUUUUUUUUUUUGAUUGCGCAUGGGUAUAAGUAGGUAGAAAGAACAGUAUUCUCUUUGCCGCUUGUGUAGGAAAGUUUAGCGAAAAGUUGUAGAAUAUUUUUGCAAGCAUUGAUUGGCGCCAACUUUCGAACUCGCCUCCUACGGAAGAAGGAAGGAAUAUUUGCAUAUACGCUGCCACUUUUCAUCUCGUUCAAAAACGAAUUUCUCUAUAAUUUUUUUGAGAACAGUAAAAGUAGACUCUGUGGAUAUUCUUUUUUCGAAUUGCUGGCUCUCACUCAUAGGCUCCCCCCUAGAGCACAGCCUCCGGGCUCCAGUUAUAACAUCCGCUCUAAGCUGAAUACAAAAAACGAGGCGGAGGACCGUUAGACUAUAUUUUCAACAUCAACUACACGUUUGACCUUCUAGUUCACCAAAUGCGGUUAUAACUUCAAAAGUUCUUGUCUACCGCCUAAUUGAUUAAAUCUAUGACUAAAACAGGAUGAAUUAUUGAUUGAUUGAAAAAAAAAUCGUGAAUAAAACAUUUAUUUUAAAAAAUGCUUGCAACAACUAGGCCCAAAAGUGAAUCAAAAAUUAUGUCAGAUCAGAUUCCUACAAGGGAAGUUUGAAAUAUAUAUUAUUUGAAAGAUGAUGUCUUCGUUUUUCCUUUUCUUCAAAAAUUGAGUCGAUACGAAAGAGUUGCGGAUCUUCUUGAGCGGCUCGUUUUCGGAAGGAGAUCUCGCUAGAGAUGUUUUGCCGAGUCGAGGGGGAAAGAACUUCAAACGGCACAAUUGGGCUCAAAGACGCGACUUCCGGCGGGAGCGUCGCCGUCGCCGCCGCUGCACCCUUUACGCGCCGCUUCUUCCACCUUUCCGCCCCACGUCCAUUGUCUCACCUGCCUUUUUUUUGCCUCCGAAAAGCCUCAAACUCCCGGCAACUCUUCUGACAAACUUCAAUAA
Caenorhabditis auriculariae is the source of this 5826-nucleotide messenger RNA. The record is from the annotation of a GenBank genome assembly. NCBI's taxonomy places the organism in Eukaryota, Metazoa, Nematoda, Chromadorea, Rhabditida, Rhabditidae.